CGUACCCUUAGGUUUUUAAUUAUUUAGUGUAAAAUUCCAUUAGUUGACAUUGCAAAUGUAAAUAUAUACAUAAAUGAUCAUACAUUUUAUUGUGGUUAGGAUUUUUUACUUUUGGAAUGUAAUUUACAAGUUUAAAAUAGUCUGAAAUCGUGUUUACAUCUGCAAUGGCUGCAAUGUAAAUUUGGAUGAAAAUCGUAAAUCGUGCUUUUGCCUCCAAAUUUCAUAACCUCUUCUAUCAGGUUUGUAAAGAAUAUAAAAAAAAGUUUUUUUGUUUUUGUGCCCGGAAUUGUGACACAAAGAGCAGAAAUCGAGCACAAUUCAGCACAAUAUUUGUUUUUGAAAAUUUUAACUUUGCUGAGUCUAACUUCCUGAACAUAUUAUUUUGAAGGAAGAAAAGAAUAGAAAUCGGCUUUUUUUUAAAAAAAGGAUUCAAAAAUGGAAAAAUCAAAGUCUGCAAAAAAAGCUCGUACUCUAAGCUUGAUGGAUAAAAUAAAAGAAGAACGAGAAAACACGGCCGCAUCAGUUCUAGAAUUUAAGUUUAAUAAAAAAAGAAUAAGAAUUUUAACAAAGCUAGAUGAGGUGGCAGAGAAUUGUAAUGGAGUCGUUUAUUGGAUGUUUCGAGAUGCCAGAGUGCAGGAUAACUGGGCAUUUCUGUUUGCACAAAAAAUAGCUUUAAAAAAUCAAGUGCCUCUUCAUGUCUGUUUUUGCAUUCUACCAAAGUUUUUAGAUGCAACCAUUCGACAUUAUAAAUUUCUUCUAAAAAAUUUACAAGAGGUUGAAGAAGAGUGCAAAUCUUUAAAUAUUAAUUUUAGCCUCUUACACGGCGAACCUAAUUCAGCAAUUUUGGACUUUGUUUUAAAGUAUAAAAUGGGAGCAGUCAUUACUGACUUCUUCCCCUUAAGGUUACCGAUGUUUUGGGUCGAUGAUUUGAAAAAGAAACUUCCCGAAGAUGUACCUUUUUGUCAGGUCGACGCACAUAAUAUAGUUCCUUGCUGGGUUACUUCAGAUAAGCAAGAAUAUGCAGCGCGUACAAUUCGUAAUAAAAUAAAUUCAAAGUUAGAAGAGUUCUUAACUCCUUUCCCGCCUGUUAUAAAGCAUCCGUAUUCAAGUAAACAACAGUUAAAAGACAACGAUUGGAAAACAGCUUUAAAAGAUGUUAAAAUUGAUAAAACUGUAGAUGAAAUAUUAUGGGCGACGCCAGGAUACGAGGGAGGCAUUUUGGAACUUGAAUCAUUUUUCAAAAAUCGUUUAAAAACUUACUCUUCUAAACGAAAUGAUCCAGUGGCUGAUGCUGUUAGCAAUUUAUCACCGUGGUUUCAUUUUGGAAUGAUAUCCGUUCAAAGAUGUAUACUGGAAGUGCAGAAGUAUAAGAAAGAGUACAAACCAUCAGUAGAAGCAUUUAUGGAGGAAGCUAUUAUCAGAAGAGAGUUAUCAGAUAAUUUUUGUUUUUACAAUGAAAAUUAUGAUUCCAUGAAGGGAGCUUAUCAGUGGGCGAUAGACACUCUCGAAGCUCAUAGAAAAGAUAAACGUGAAUACUUGUACGACUUAAAAGAGUUAGAACAUUCUCAGACUCAUGACGAUUUAUGGAAUGCAGCUCAAAAUCAGUUAGUGCAAGAAGGAAAAAUGCAUGGAUUUUUAAGAAUGUAUUGGGCUAAGAAAAUUCUUGAAUGGACUGGAACACCAGAAGAUGCCUUAAAAUGGUCCAUUUAUUUAAAUGAUAAAUACAGCAUGGAUGGUCGCGAUCCCAAUGGAUAUGUUGGUUGCAUGUGGUCAAUAUGUGGAAUUCAUGAUCAGGGCUGGAAGGAAAGGCCAAUUUUUGGAAAGAUACGAUACAUGAACUAUCAAGGCUGUCAGAGAAAAUUCGAUGUAGCUCAGUUCGUGUCUAAAUGGGGAGGUAAAGUGGUCCACAGUACAAAGAAAAAGGGCAAAAAAUGAAUUAAAUAUAUUCUAUAUACAGUAUUUUUUUUCGUACAGUAUUACUUUUUAGUUAUUUAUCUUAUGUUAUGUUAUAUUUAAUAUUUUCUUCGUUCAACGUCCUGAGAAAUAUGUACACUAAAAAAUAUACACAAUAUACACAGUA
This is a messenger RNA of Leptopilina heterotoma, 2080 nucleotides long. Its product is annotated as deoxyribodipyrimidine photo-lyase. Gene Ontology annotation, biological process: photoreactive repair. The record is from RefSeq and is a predicted model, not a curated record. Gene Ontology annotation, molecular function: deoxyribodipyrimidine photo-lyase activity. Lineage: Eukaryota; Metazoa; Arthropoda; Insecta; Hymenoptera; Figitidae. Bases 436 to 1935 code for a protein of 499 amino acids. The transcript has 8 exons.